Molecule: messenger RNA, 1954 nt
Organism: Cuscuta epithymum
Lineage: Eukaryota; Viridiplantae; Streptophyta; Magnoliopsida; Solanales; Convolvulaceae
Source: the annotation of a GenBank genome assembly
GACAUAUCUGUCAAAAAGAUCGGGCGCGCUUUGCUGAUUGGACUUCUGAUGGCGGGAAAAGCCUCCCACAAUAUGUGAGCUCAGAUUUUGUGGUAUUCCGUUUUCUACUCCUCUUCCCCGUCAGUGCACGUCUUCAUGGAGAAAUAUUUGGUCCCAGUAGCUCCUGCUCAGCAAAACCCUAAAGCGCCUCGAAGGCAGCCAUGGCAGAAAGUUAUGUUUGAAUUGAAUGGAAGAACCAAUAGGAAAUACCUCCACCUUGCUUCGGCUCUAAUUGCGCAAUCCUAUUCUAUGGUGGCGGGAUUCCCUCACACAUAUCACAACAAUGAAGUGCCAUGUCCAACACAUAUGAGCUGGUUUCAAGGUGGUACCUAUAACCACAAUCUAAUUGGCAGUGAGGGCAUAUCUGCAUUAGAAUUUGAUCGAAAGGGGGUUUAUCUGGCAUCAGUAACAAAAUCAGGUUGCUUAACGGUGCACGAUUUUGAAGAUCUAUUUUACGAAGGGAAAGUAUUUCCUUUAGGUUUUAAAGAAGAUGAAGGAAAACUGUUGCUCCACAUAUCUACACUUAAUCAACUUGAUGUAGUUAGAUGGAAUAUAUGCAAUCAAAAUGAGGUUGCCUGUACAUCUCUAAAGAGUUCUGAAGUACAUAUAUAUGACAUUGGGUACAUAUCUUCUGAACCAAUGGAUGUACUUAAAAAGAGGCCUACAAUCAACAUCAAUGGUUACACGACCCGGAAAGGUUUAUCAGAUAUAGCUUUUUCUUCAAAUAACAAUUCAAGGCUGUUUGCUUCUGAUUUCUCUGGUAUGGUGAAUGUAUGGGAUAGAAGAAUGAGUCAUUUUCCAUGUCAUGAGCUCAGAACCAAUUGCAAUGAUGCCAUUACUAGCAUAAAACUUAAUGCCGAUAAUCAGGUUGUGUUUGGGGCCAGUAAGCAUGGGUCUAUAUACAUGUGGGACAUACGCGGUGGAAGAUCUGCUGCUGCUUUCCAGAACAACACUGAUUGUUGUUCUCCUCUGUUGUCUGUGAAGUUGGAAACAGAGUUUGGGAAAAUUAAAUCUUUGAAGGCUCAGUCUAAUGUUCGCAUGAAGGAAAUACACUCCAUUGACAUUAAUCCAUCUUGCCAAUAUCAAUUGGCAUUUCAUCUUGAUGAUGCUUGGUCUGGUGUUUUUGAUACCAACUGUAUGAAGGUAACACAUGUGCAUUGCCCCCCUCCAGCUUGGUUACGAGAUAACAUUGAUGGAUUGGGAAACCUUGGCCACCUACGAAAGCCUUCAUGGCUGCCUUCUUAUUCGAUCUAUGCAGUUGGAUCAGAUGAUGGACUUCACCUUUUGGAUUUCUACCCGGACUGUAGCUCCCCAUGCCAUGUAGAUUUUGAUGAGGAGAUAGAAGGCACAAGCCAAGUACAAAAUCAACACAGACGAAAUGAAUUUAUCUCAUUAAGAGAAGGGGUUACGGCAUGCACAGUUCAUCCCAUAACCAGCACCAUAGUAGCUGGAACGAAGCUGUCGUCACUCCUAGUUAUAUCCCAAGCACCAGUCUCAUGUCAAGGUGAUGACGAUUGUCAACGCUGCAAUGUGAAUGUCCCAAAGGUCCUUGAGCAUGCUGCCAUUGAUGCAUCCUGAAAAUAUGAUUUAUUAAUGGUCUCCAGUCUAGUAGUUGUCCGAGAACAAUACAUCGACUCCUCUAGCCUCUAGGGAUAAAGAUUUUUAACGACACCACAAAGCAAAGCACACCAUCUGUUACGAGGGUAAAAUGCAUAAGUAGUGGUUCAUUUACAAAGGGAAGACACAGACACACAGUAGUGUUAUUACAUCAAGUAAAGUUUUGGAUGUGACAUGUAAGACUAGCAUAGUAUGUUUGUGGUAUAAAGCGUUGGUACUCUUGGUUCCAUUAUAUGUUGGGCUGCAUGCAAACUGUUUCAUGCUAUAUUUGCAAUAUAUACCACUACGAGUCGACAAG